CGGACCUAGCCUAUACGUCAUAUGCUGCAGCUGUAAAAGUAAUUCGAGUACCAUGUUAAAUUUUAUUACCGAAUAUACUUGUAACAUUUAAUCAAUGAGUUAUGUUUUUUUACCGGACACUCAGUUUUUUAAGACAUGUUAUCAUAAGACCACUGGAGUGCAGCAAUCAAACACGAUGUUACUCUGUACCUGGUGUUGCAGGGAAGAUUAAAAAAAUUGGCAAAAAAGGUCCUGCCAUAGAAAAAAAAGUAUUGGAUGUAGAAACGGAUGUUGACAAAUUAUUAAAGUAUUGCUGCGGCACGAAUAUAUUGAAAGAAGGUGGCCAAGAUGUCGAAUUAAAACCAGAUUCAGAAUAUCCAGAUUGGCUGUGGACUAUCCGAACUGGACCAGCUCCACCGCUCGAAGAGCUUGAUCCAAAUACCAAAGUAUACUGGAGGAGGCUUAGAAGAGAGGGGCUUAAAAGAAACAACAUGCUAAAUAAGCUAAAACCUUUUUAAUUUUCAUUAAACAAGACAGAGUUUUUGAAAGAUUAAAUGCUGUAAGUGAUGAUAUUUUGUUA
Messenger RNA from Copidosoma floridanum, 559 nucleotides. It is a transcript of the gene mRpL54, whose product is annotated as mitochondrial ribosomal protein L54. NCBI's taxonomy places the organism in Eukaryota, Metazoa, Arthropoda, Insecta, Hymenoptera, Encyrtidae. Gene Ontology annotation, molecular function: structural constituent of ribosome. Gene Ontology annotation, cellular component: mitochondrial large ribosomal subunit. The record is from RefSeq and is a predicted model, not a curated record.